ACAAUUAAGGUAUUUAAUUCCAGACCAGUGUGACCUGCAGCUAUGACUGAUAUGUCCAUGUGAAACGCCUAUAAAGUGAAGUUCACUAUGUACAUACAAACAAUGAUAGGGACUGAUAUAUAAGCACACAGUGUGAUCGUUCACGUUUACCUUGCUAUUGGUGUUAGUAUUACUUAUACACAGGACUAUUUCAUAGGCCUGACUGAAAUACCUGGGAGUUUACCUGGGCGAGCACGUGACAACAUGUGUGAUUUAUAAGUUGGCGGGCAUCUACAUAGAUUUAACUUCAGACGAAAACAAAGGGUUGUCCGCGGUGUAGUUUGGGACUGCAGCAGGGAGUUCUUCUUAAACUGUUCGGUAUAUGACAUAAUGUGUGAUUCUCUUAAUCCUUAGUGGACAUCAGGAAUAACUAUGGUGAUUCUGAGGACGAACUUUAUCAAGUGUGUGGUGAUAGGAGACGAUGCUGUGGGUAAAACCAGCAUGUUGGUGUGCUAUGCCACAAAUAAAUUCCCCGAGACGCAACAUCUUCCCUCUGUCUUUGAUAACUAUGCGGGGAACAUUUGCAUAUCUGGAAAGCGAUAUCACCUGCAGCUGAUUGACACAUUGGAACAGGAUCCAUGUUCUGACAUCACACAACACGUGUUUCCAGGAACAGACGUGUUCGUCGUGUGUUUCUCAGCCGUCAGACCAGAGUCUUUCAACAAUGCUGAAAAGAAAUGGAUCCCCAUUAUUAAGAAACAAAUGGGGGACACCCCUUACAUACUGGUUAACACACAGACUGACCUUCGAACGGACAGUACCGUACUUCAGGAACUUCGGCGAUGUGGUCGGAGUCCAAUAUCCAAGUUGGACGGCGCUGCCAUGGGGAGACGACUUGGAGCGUCUUCUUACAUCGAGUGUUCGCCAGGCGAUCAAAAGAAAAUGAAACAAUUGAUAAACAAUGCUAUAGUAUCUGUGUUGAGUCCGAACGACUACAAUGGACAAGCAUGUACCAUACUGUAGCUGGUCAAUAGGACGGGUUAUCAAUGUCCUGGAGAGAGUCUUCCAUGAAAGAGGCCAUUGGUAGUACUAGCAGACGUAUUGCUAUGAAUAUUGGACGUACUGAUAGACACAAUGCUAUGACUAUAUUAGGCAAAGUGUCCACUGGAAUUUGUGUUUUCAGUACUAAAUAUAUUACUUGAAGUUUUUUUUGUCAUUUCGUAUUCAAAUACUCGUUAAUAAGCCUAAUGAUCAUAUAAUGCAAGUCAGAGUUUUGUUGGAUGUUCUUUGAAGAAAUAAUUAUUAACUAUGAUGGAUCUGAACUCACGUAUCGAAGCUCUGAUUUUGCUAUAAGAGAGUAUAAGAGAGUACAAGAGAGUUAGGGCAAGUAUGGCCCGCGUGGCCGGCCCAACUGAACAGUUGACGAGAGAGUUGAUGUCUGACCAUCCAAUUUAUAUUUGAUAAACGAUAUUCCCUGUCUCAUAUCUAUACACAUAUACUGGAGCCAUUACAAAGCAAUGUGUUUUACUUCAAACCAGAGAGACGCAAGAAGCGUAUCUAUGACAUUGAUAAACAAAUUAUUUUGAUUUUCCUUAUUUAAAAAAAUUACCAACGGUUCAGAAAAUUUGAAAACGAAUGAUGAUGCAUUAUAUCUUUUAGCGAAGGACUAUGUAUACAGCGCGGUGUGUCAAAUGUGAAAGUUAAAAAAACAGCGUUCUCAAAGCUGAGGAGCAAGUGAUGUAGCGACACCUAGUAAUUUUAUUAUCUCUAGUUUAACCCGGUCAGUCGACAAACACGCAACCUAUGGUUCAAUCAGGAGUCGAAACAAGACCUUUCUCACACGCAAUGUUAUAUGUACUUAGUGAUACCGAGGCAAGUACUACUAUAAACUAUGUAACACUAGUUCAGUUGAUAUAUACAUAUUUAUAUAAAUAGUUUGACCGAAACACGCCCAUCAAACCGUCAUGUACAUAGUAUCAAAGAGCGUUUUUUAUUGAGAAAACUUUCGGCGAAAUUUUAAAACGCUUCACACAACAACUCAUUGAGACAGAACAAAAGUAAUUUACUGAGAAAAUUUCCAGACAAACCUUCACGGAGUAUAUUUACUGGAUCCUACUGCAGUCGGUCCUGAAUGUGUUGAUACACACAAGUUAUUGCCUUUAUCUUGAGAUUUCAAACACCUGUUUACAUGUUUAUUGCAAACUCGGAAUAUAUCACUCAGUUCAGAAGGAAGCAGUUUUCCCUUUAUAAAUCUGUUUCAUAUUUCUAGGAUCAGAGAGUCCAUCAGA
Mizuhopecten yessoensis (Yesso scallop) is the source of this 2267-nucleotide messenger RNA. RefSeq names its product cell division control protein 42 homolog. The record is from RefSeq and is a predicted model, not a curated record. Bases 412 to 1002 code for a protein of 196 amino acids. Gene Ontology annotation, biological process: small GTPase-mediated signal transduction. Gene Ontology annotation, molecular function: GTP binding; GTPase activity. Lineage: Eukaryota; Metazoa; Mollusca; Bivalvia; Pectinida; Pectinidae. The transcript is spliced from 3 exons.